AUCUCAGCAUUUUUGUACAUCGCGGCCAGUCCCCGGCGUUUCCUCCAAGCUUCCCGACCCUCGCCAUAGGUUUUCUCAUCCUCACUACUGUGGAAUGGCUCGUGGCAACCAACGAGAACUUGCCCGCGCAAAGGCGGCAAAGAAGGCUGGGGAUUCAGGGAAGGGUGUGCGAAAGGAUGAUAUGACGCAUGCCCAGCGGAAAGAACACGACAAGAAAAUGCUUCAAGAAAAGCAAGCAGCAAAAGCAGCAAAAAUGGCAGCAGAAGCAGCCGGAAAGAAAUGAGCUAUUUCACUGGAAAGGUGACUAUCAGUGGCCGCACCACGUACAUGACUGAAAUCGACGAUUAUCGGCUUCGUCCCGUCAUGCAUAUAUAGAAAUGAAAAUUGUCCAUAGGACAUACCUGGUUUCCCCACACUAGGACGAGUUUCGCUGUUGAUAUUAAUAGAGUUUCGUGAUGUGGGCAAUUUUGGAAACUGUCGCAAUACUUUAUCAACUGGUUGUGGUGUC
This is a messenger RNA of Spizellomyces punctatus DAOM BR117, 508 nucleotides long. RefSeq lists its product as hypothetical. Lineage: Eukaryota; Fungi; Chytridiomycota; Chytridiomycetes; Spizellomycetales; Spizellomycetaceae. The transcript has 4 exons. The record is from RefSeq and is a predicted model, not a curated record. Bases 95 to 283 code for a protein of 62 amino acids.